AUGGCUUGGCAUUACAACUUUUCCUCCAUCUUAUUGUUUGCUUUUAUCUACUUUAUGUAUGACGACAUGAUAACUACUAUAACGGCACGUCGCCUUCUUCAGACCCCUAGUUUUUCAGCACCCGCUACUCCUAGUUUUUCAACAUCCGCUGUCCCAAGUUUCUCGACGCCCACUACCCCUAGUUUCUCAAUGCCUGCUACCCCAAGUUUCUCCAAUUCCCCCGGUAUUUCAAAGCCUGAGAACCCUAGUUUUUCUAAACCUGAAACACCUAGUUUCUCAAAGCCCCAGACUCUUAGUUUCUCAAAGCCUGAGAAUCCUAGUUUCUCUAAACCUGAAACACCUAGUUUCUCAAAGCCCGAGACUCCUAGUUUCUCUAAGCCCAAAAUUUCUAGUUUUACAAAACCCGAGACCCCUAGUUUCUCAAUGCCAAAUAUCCUAAGUUUCUCCAAUUCACAUAGUCUUUCAAAGCCUGAGGCCCCUAGUCUUUCAAAGCCUGGGGUCCCUAGUCUUGCAAAUCCUGACAUCCCUAGUUUUUCAAAACCUGAAACACCUAGUUUCUCAAAGCCUGAAACUCCUAGUUUUUCAAAACCUGAAACCCCUACUUUCUCAAAACCAGAGAACCCUACUUUUUUGAAGCCCGAGAUUCCUAGUUUGUCAAAGCCAGAAACUCCUAGUUUCUCAAAGCCUGAGACACCUAGUUUUUUAAAGCCUGAGACACCUAGUUUAUCAAAACCUGAAACUCUUAGUUUCUCAGAACCUGAGGCUCCUAGUUACUCAAAGCCAGAAACUCCUAGUUUCUCAAAGCCUAAGACAUCUGUCUCAAAGCUUGAAACACCUAGUUUUUCAAAACCUGAAACCCCCGAUUUCUCAAAACCUGAGACCCCUACUUUUUCAAAGCCCGAGACCCCUAGUUUUUCAAAACCUGAGACUCCUAGUUUCUCAAAGCCUGAGUCUCCUAGUUUUUCGAAACCUGAUACCCCUAGUUCUCCAAAGCCUGAGACUUCUACUUUUUCCAAGCCUGAAACUCUUAUUUUCUCAAAGCCCAAGACUCCAAGUUUCUCCGAGCCCAAGACCCCUGGUUCACCAAAGUCUGAGAAUCCUACCUUCUCAAAACUUGAGAACCCUAGUUUUUCAAUGACCAAGACUCCUACUUCUCCAAAGCCCGAGACCCCUACUUUCAUUAAGCCUAAGACUCCUACUUUCUCAAAACCUGAGAUCCCAAGUUUUUCAAAACCCGAAACCCCUAGUUCUACAAAACCCAAGAUUCCUAGUUUUUCAAAGCCUGAGAAACCUAAUUCCCUAAAGCCAGAGACCUCUGAUUCUCAAAAGCUCGAGACCCCUAGUUUUUCAAAGCCUAAUGCCCCUAGUUUCUCAAAACCUGAGACUCCUACUUUCUCAAAGCCUGAGACUCCGAGUUACCCAAAGUUAGAUACUCCUACUUUUUCAAAGCCUGAAAUUCCAAGUUCUCCGAAGCCUGAGACCCCUAGUUUCUCAAAGCCCGAAACCCCUAGUUUCCCAAAGCUCGAGACUCCUAGUUUCUCAAAGCCUGAGACAUCAAGUUCCUCAAAAUCUGAGACUCCCAUUUUUUCAAAACCCGAGACUCCGAGUUCCCCAAAGUCUGAGAUCCCUACUUUCACAAAGCUUGAAACGCCAAGUUCUCCAAGCCCCAAAACACAAAAUUCUCCAAAGCCUGAGACCCCUAGUUUCUCAAAGCUUAAGACACCUAGCUUUUCAAAGCCUGAGACUCCUAGUUUCUCAAAGCCUAAUACUCCAAGUUCCUCGAAGCCUAAGGCACCAAGUUCCCCAACACCCGAGAUGUCAAGUUUCUCAAAGCCCAAGGCUCCUAGUUUCUUAAAAUCUGAGACUCCAAGUUCUCCAAGUCCCUCAAGUUCCCUAAAACCUGAAACUCCUAGUUUUUCGAAGCCCGAGACUCCAAGUUCCCGGAAGCCCGAGACCCCUAGUUUCUCAAAGACCGAUAAUCCUAGUUUUUCAAAACCCGAGAUUCCUAGUUUCUCAAAACCCGAGACUCCAAGUUCCCAGAAUCCCAAGAAUCCUAUUUUUUCAAAACCUGAGACACCAAGCUCCUCAAAUCUCGAGACACCAAGUUCUACAGCCGAUACUCCAAGUUCCCCAAAGCCCGAGACCCCAAGCUCCCCAAAGCCCGAUACUCCAAGUUCCCCAAAGCCCGAGACACCAAUCUCUCCUAAGCCCGAGAAGCCAAAUUCCGCAAUGCCCGAGAUGCCAAGCUCCCCAAAGCCCGAGACUCUAAGUUCCCCAAAGAUCGAGAUCCCAAGUUCCCCAAAGCCUGAGACGCCAAACUUUCCAAAGCCCGAGACACCAAGCUCCUCAAAGCCCGAGACGCCAAGCUCCCAAAAGCCUGACACCUCAAGUUUUGAGACUCCAAGUUUUCCAAAACCCGAAACUCCUAGUUCCCAAAAGCUCGACACACCAAGUUCCCCAAAUUCCAAGACGCCAAGUUCGCCGAAGCAUGAGACCCCAAGUUCUCCAAAUUUUAAGACUCCUAGUUUCUUAGAACCAGAUAUACCUGGUUUCUUAAAACCCAAAACCUCUAAUUCUUCAAAGCUUGAUAUUCCAGUAGCCCCAGCAGCAGCCCCAAAACCUGAGACGCCAAGCUCCCUAAAUCUCGAGACACCAAGUUCUACAAAGUCCGAUACUCCAAGUUCCCCAAAGCCCACGACCCCAAGCUCCCAAAAGCCCGAGACGCCAAGUUCCCCAAAGCCCGAGACACCAAGAUCUCAAGUUGAUUAA
Molecule: messenger RNA, 2769 nt
Organism: Solanum pennellii
Lineage: Eukaryota; Viridiplantae; Streptophyta; Magnoliopsida; Solanales; Solanaceae
Product: proline-rich extensin-like protein EPR1
Exons: 1
Coding region: 1-2769 (922 amino acids)
Source: RefSeq, a predicted model, not a curated record